GCCAGCAGCAGCGGUGGUGGUGUGUCACCGAGGCGGCUGCUGCCGGAGACUUUCAGGAGGCAAAAGUGGCAUCGUAGCGGGGCUGAGGCGGCUGUUCCAGCGAGUUUCCAACCUGAAAUCCACUUCGGCUUGGAUCAUACGGCUCGUUCCGUCACUGCCACCCGUCCUCCUGAUGUCGGAUUUCAAGCUUGGGAUCGUCCGGCUCGGUCGUGUGGCCGGGAAGACAAAAUAUACACUGAUUGAUGAACAAGACAUACCGCUUGUGGAAAACUAUGCCUUUGAGGCACGCAUGGAGGUGGAUGCUGAUGGCAAUGGAGCUAAGAUCUUUGCGUACGCUUUUGACAUUGGCAAAGGCCGCUGGGCAGGACGGCCAUUGCAUGAGCUGCUAUGGGAGAAGCACAGAGGUGGCAUUGCUCCCAGUUUUCAAGUCAUACACAUCAACUCUGUGACCGUGGACAACAGACUAGACAACUUGCGGCUCGUGCCGGUGGGCUGGAGCCCCAAGCCAGAGGAGGUUUCCAGCAAGCAGAGAGAGCAGUCGCUAUACUGGUUGGCCAUCCAGCAGGUACCAGCCGAUCCUGUGGAGGAGCAAUAUCUGGAACUGAGCCGCACACGCUACUACAACGCUAAUGGAGAGCUAGUGGAGGAGGAGGAGUGCUCCUGCACCUACUAUGAGUGUCAUUACCCUCCUUGUUCACUCAUUGAGCGCAGGCUCCGGGAGUUCAACAUCUGCGGUCGUUGCCAGGUAGCACGCUACUGCGGCUCCCAGUGCCAGCAGAGGGACUGGCCCGCGCACAAGAAGCAGUGUCGUGAACGCAAGCGGGUGCUAGCCCUGGAGUCGGAGCCUGAACGAUGAUCUGCCCUCGUCCUUGCCUGUGUUGGGAGGAGGGGAGGAAGGUGUCAGGAUGAGACAUGUGGAAAGGGAGCGGGGUAUGAAGGGUGAACUGAGCACAUGACAGCGGACAAUGUCAGUGGGUUGAUGGGACAGACAAGAAAGCAAAAAGACUUCUACCACUUCCCAGAACUGCUAACUUGCAGCAGCUUGCUGUGGAUGAUGGGGGGGGGGGGAGGUAUUAUUUGUUUGUCGCUAUCUUUCUCGAGAGAAAUCUUCGAGUUCCACCUGCUGCUACGGUUUUGUACGCGAGAGGGGGAAGGUUGUCUUGUUGGACUAGACGAGCCUCAUUGGACCACAGCUGAAUGACUGUCACUUGCUCUUUCCUCCACCCAGCAGUUGGGUGUGAUGACGUGUGCGCACAAACAGGGACGCAUCGGACAGAUGCUACAGUGGGAUAUGGACCUUUGCACUGUAUCGCUCCGCCCUCUUUUUGACCUCUGGUGCACACAGCUGCUGUCGCCAACGUCAUUGACACUCUAGCACCCCGCCUGUCUGUUGUCCCCUCAGCCAACCACAACGCACAUCAAAUAGAGUUCACAGUUUGAAUCGCACUUAAAGUAUUGUGUGCUGCCGUUAAGUACUGAAGGACAUUGAAAUGGUUACCAUUGUUUGUGCAAAGGGAUAUUGUAUUUUUUUCUUCCUAAGUGGACAGUACGACUCAAUUCUUAAUUUCAUGUUAGUCACAAAUCCAGUGUAGACAUUCCCCUAUUCUAUUAUAAAAUAGCUGCCAAACACUUGUACUCGUAUAUAUGUGUUUCCUUGAAUAGGUAAUCUUGAUUUGACACCCCCGCCCCUUCUUUUUUUUUUAAAUUGGUGACAUCACAAGAAAUGCAGUGCUUUAUCUGGACACUUUCUAAAUUUUGGUUUGAAUUAUGUUAUUAGUAGUUUUAUUUUUUUUUUAUUAUUUUUUUUCCUCCUUAUUCCAUGAAUACUGGGUUAAGUCUCUUUCUCUUGCGGUCCUGCAAUUAUCUCCACAGAAAACAAAGCUUAAGUUAUGGAACCGAACAUUUGUUGUUGACAAUAGUUCAUUUUAUCAAGAUGCAAAUAUUACAGCCUUACCUUGUUCAUACAAAAAAAAAAAAAAAAUACAGUACCUCGUCUUUACCGAUGUCUGACUUUAGUUUUAAUCCCUCCGGUUUUGGUUUGCUGGAUUUCAGUAGAAAUUUUCCCCCACCUUUUGUAUUUUUCUUUUUCAUCAUUGGUGAGGAAUUGUUCUGUGUUGUCACUGUGCUCUAAGCUUUAUCACUGAAGCAGUUCUUACAGUGGACUUGUAUUUAUUUAAAGCAGGCUGUUGUUUGAUUGUGAGACAUGUUCUUGUCCUGUGAUAUUUGAACGUGACCUGACUGAAAGUGUGGGACUGUAAAGGGAUGUGCCUUUUUAUUAUUGAAGUGCAAAAAAGAUGGAGCCACUAAGUCCUACAUCUUGGCUUCAUGGCACUGUUUUGAAAUUGUGCAUGUUCAUUCAGUUGCAGGAAGAAAAAAAGCAAAGCCAUGGGGCCAAAACCCAGGUUUUGGUGGUGCUGUUUUGCACUUGCACAAUUGAAGGACCAUCGCGUUUUGGGUAAGAGGGGAUUAUCCGUUUUCCUUCCAGACUUUUCGUGAAACCGCCGCACACUGUUACUGUCGCAAAGCUCUUCCAGUUGACAGACAUCUUGGAGUGUAAAACUUGAAUUCCCCCUGCACACCUCUGGAAAACUUUAUUGUGAAUAGAGGUUUGAACUGAAGCGUUUUUCUAAAACAUGGCAGUCUGUUCUGUCAGAAUGAUUCUCAGUCCUUUGUUUUUCUUGUGUUGCUUAUUGUGUCCUCUUGUGUCUUCUAAGUGUCUCCAGACACUUAUUAAGCAUGUAAUUAACAGAUGUACAUGCAAAAUAUCGUUUAUUUUCUACGUAUGUGUGAGAACAGGUUUUCAACUCUGCACUAAAAACUUGGUUCCUGUGUUGGCAUCUUUGUCGUAUGGGGUGAUGGGAGGAGAUAUGAUCUGAGGGGCAUGUACAGAUUGUCUGAAAUCUUUUGUUUUGUAUGAAUACAAACAGUACUCACCAAGAAAUAAAGAGUUACAAUAUGUGGAUGGAAGUGCAGUUGGAUAA
Molecule: messenger RNA, 2981 nt
Organism: Thalassophryne amazonica
Lineage: Eukaryota; Metazoa; Chordata; Actinopteri; Batrachoidiformes; Batrachoididae
Gene: zmynd19
Product: zinc finger, MYND-type containing 19
Exons: 6
Coding region: 173-856 (227 amino acids)
Source: RefSeq, a predicted model, not a curated record